Aureobasidium musti is the source of this 1257-nucleotide messenger RNA. NCBI's taxonomy places the organism in Eukaryota, Fungi, Ascomycota, Dothideomycetes, Dothideales, Saccotheciaceae. The record is from the annotation of a GenBank genome assembly.
CCAAAAAUCACCAAUUCCGUUCUGCUUCUAGCAGCUUCUGCUGGUUAUGCUGCUGCAAACGGCAGAGCACCAGAAGGCGCGAUUGUGCUUCCUUUGACUUACAACGAAUUCACCGCUGCCUACUAUGCCCCAUUCCAUAUUGGUACUNNCCCCCCUCAGUUGGAGUACUUGAAAGUGGACACUGGCUCUCCGACUAUAUCUUUUCUUGAUUCAAGAAGCUCGUUCUGCAAUGGCACCGAUCAGCCGUGUAAGGUCUAUGGCUCGUUCGACAAUUACACCUCGUCGUAUGUGAUCGCUAAACAUGUUAUCUGCUUUUCCAGUACUGAUAAAAGGCGUAUAGANACAUGUUCUUACGAAGGAACGGAUUUCUUUGAUGAAUUGCAGGAUGCUGGUUCUGGUGCCUACCUCAACGAUACCAUCACGCUAGGUGGCGUAACCACUGACCACAUUUAUUUUGGCUAUAUCAACUCUUAUGGCAACCCAAGCGCAUUACUUCUGCCGCAAGCAACUAUUGCAGGUCUCGCUGAAAAUCAUCCCCUGGGACCCGGGCCUUAUUUGUUGGCGCAGCUCAAGAAUGCAUCCUCCAUCAACCGCAGAUCAGUCAGUGUUUAUCUCGGUGGUGACACGAACUCUAAUGGUUCUCUCGUACUCGGCGCGUUCUACGACAAAGCCAAGGUAGCAAGCAAGCCCUUCACCGUCAAGAUGGUCGAUCCGUCUAGUCAAUCUCUUGCUCUUGGAGAGACGAACUUUGUGAACGUCACAAAGAUCGAAGUCGUUGUCGGCGAAAAUCGAACAACCUUCUACCCUGGUCCCUCACCAGACAUCGGACAGUCCACUCAAUUGGACACCGGAAAUCCUGAAUGGCUACUCCCCACUCCUGUCUUCAAUGCCGUCACAGCUGGCCUCGGAAAUCCCACUCAGAGAAUAUACAAGGGAGCCCGCCCGCUCGUAGUCGACUGCAAGUAUCGCUCUGCCAUGCACGCCAAAGGCUACGUCACUACUACAUUCGGUAAUGCUGGUAGCCUCAAGGUGCCUUUGCACUCACUGGUGGAUGAGUUUGCCGAUGGCACUUGUGGAACCCAUCUGUAUGAAGUGGAUGUCAGCAAUGGUACUGCCGCUUUCGGAGCACCAUGGCUUCGAAACGUGUAUGCAAUUUUCGAUCAAGAAGCCUUGACUGUCACUCUGGCUCAAGCAAAGCAUACUACUCAACAGCACAUCGUUGCCUUCCCACACGGAGGAUUUCAAGCUCAAGCAUGA